GGCGGGCGAUGACGCGGGCAGGCGAUGGGGCAGGCGCUGUGCGUCUGCUCCCGCGGCACCGUCAGCCUGGGGGGAGCGCGCUACCUCCUGCUCCAUCGGCUGGCAGAGGGGGGCUUCAGCUACGUGGACCUGGUGGAGGGGCUGCGAGAUGGGCGCUUCUACGCCCUGAAGCGCAUCCUGUGCCAUGACAAGGAGGACCGCCAGGCUGCCCUGCACGAGGUGGAGAUGCACGGCCUCUUUGACCACCCCAACAUCCUGCCCCUGGUGGCCCACUGCAUGGUGGAGAAGGGUGCCAAGCAUGAAGCCUGGCUCCUCCUGCCCUAUGUGAAGGGGGGGACCCUCUGGAGCGAGGUGCAAGCGCUGCGAGAGAAAGGGACCUUCAUGUCAGAGCAGCGGAUCCUCCUCAUCCUCCAUGGCAUCUGCCGUGGGCUACAAGCCAUCCACAGCAAGGGCUACGCACACAGGGACCUCAAACCCACCAAUGUGUUGCUGGAUGAGGAUGACCAGCCUGUGCUGAUGGAUCUGGGUUCCAUGAACCAAGCUCGCAUCGAAGUCAACAGCUCUCGGAAGGCCAUGGCUGUGCAGGACUGGGCUGCCCAGCGCUGUACCAUCUCCUACCGUGCCCCUGAGCUCUUCGUAGUGCCGAGUGAAUGCGUCAUAGAUGAGCGCACAGAUAUCUGGUCCCUAGGCUGCGUGCUGUAUUGCAUGAUGUUUGGGGAGGGACCCUAUGAUGCCAUCUUCCAGAAGGGCGACAGCGUGGCUCUGGCAGUGCAGAACCCCCUUACCCUGCCCCCCACAACCAGGUACUCUGCUGCCUUGCAGCGCCUGCUUUCCUCUAUGAUGACAGUGAACCCUCAGGAGCGACCCAGUAUAAAUGAGGUCCUCCACCAGCUGGAGGAGCUGCAGCCAGCACCGGAGGGCCAGGACACCACACAGAUCUGAGCCUUCUGGCCAAGCCAGGGGAAAAGUGGCUGCCCUCCUCCCUGCUCCUCUGUUGGAGCUGUUGCAGAGGAGAUUGCUGCACUCGAGGAAGAGCUGCUGCUCUGUGCCAGAGUUGUGUUGGAUUUGGAGUGUUCUGUGCUCUGGAUGCUGGUGCCUGGGACUUGAUCCUGUGUCUCGGGAUUGUGGAUGUGUGACCUGAUGCUAAACACGGGGCCUGCACCAGCCACUGCCUCCCCCAGGGGUUGCAGAGGAGGAUGCUGUGGGACCCACUCUGGGUGACAGCAGAAGUGGUCCCACAGCUCUGCACCACAGAGGAAUUGCCUCUGACCAAGGGUAGGGCUGUGGUCUGGGUCCCGGUGUGGUGCUGGAGCAAGGCAAGGGGGACCCAGUGCCUGUUCCACCACUGCUCUCAGCACCGAUGUUGCCUUGCGUUUGGAGUAAAAGAUGUUC
Molecule: messenger RNA, 1392 nt
Organism: Dryobates pubescens (Downy woodpecker)
Lineage: Eukaryota; Metazoa; Chordata; Aves; Piciformes; Picidae
Gene: STK16
Product: serine/threonine kinase 16
Exons: 7
Coding region: 25-942 (305 amino acids)
Biological process (GO): protein phosphorylation
Cellular component (GO): cytoplasm; Golgi apparatus
Molecular function (GO): protein serine/threonine kinase activity; ATP binding
Source: RefSeq, a predicted model, not a curated record